CUCAAGCAGUCAAGCUCCUCCUCCUCCUCCCCCCCAGUCCCUCCCAGGCUCCCACCCCGCCUUGCUCGCAGCCUCCCCAAAACCCUAGCCCUAGCCCUAGCCCUAGCUCUCCCACACCCGCACUGGGAGAUGGACGGCGGCGGCACGCACCGCACGCCGGAAGACGUGUUCCGGGAUUUCCGCGCGCGGCGGGCUGGUAUGAUCAAAGCGCUCACCACCGACGUGGAGAAGUUCUACCAGCAGUGUGACCCAGAGAAAGAGAAUCUGUGUUUGUAUGGUCUUCCCAAUGAAACAUGGGAAGUGAACUUGCCUGCAGAGGAGGUUCCUCCUGAACUUCCAGAGCCAGCUCUGGGAAUUAAUUUUGCUCGUGACGGGAUGGAUGAAAAAGAUUGGCUGUCACUAGUCGCGGUGCACAGUGAUGCUUGGUUGCUGGCUGUGGCCUUUUACUUCGGUGCAAGAUUUGGUUUUGACAAAGAAUCCAGGAAGCGCCUUUUUGUCAUGAUUAAUAACCUCCCUACAAUAUAUGAAGUUGUCACGGGAACUGCCAAGAAGCAAACCAAGGAGAAAACUCCGAAAAGCAGCAGCAAGAGCAAUAAAGCUGGCCCAAAACCGCCACGCCAGCCAGAACCCAACUCAAGGGGUUCGAAGAUGCCACCUCCGAAGGAUGAGGAUGACAGCGGAGGCGAGGAAGAGGAGGAAGAGGAAGAUCACGAAAACACGCUGUGUGGUUCUUGUGGUGACAACUACGGACAGGAUGAGUUCUGGAUAUGCUGCGAUGCGUGCGAGACUUGGUUCCAUGGCAAGUGUGUCAAGAUCACUCCUGCCAAGGCCGAACACAUCAAGCACUACAAGUGUCCGAACUGCAGCGGUAGUGGCAAGAGAGCCCGAGCAUGAUGAUGCUGGAUAUAUCCAUCUCUCAUGCCUGACUUGAUGUAAAACACCCACAUGGGGACCGAAUGCCCGAUGGUUGUUGCUUUCAGUGUAGGACCAGCUGUAGGGUCUUGAUGUGCUGUUUGCUGUAGUAUGUCAAAGACGUUCUAGAUCUAUUGUUAGUAACUAGCAACUAAUUGUAGUAGCCUGUAUUUCUUCAAUCUUCUCCCAGGGCGCCUGUGCUGAACUCAAACUGUUUUAGAUCUAAGUUGUGCAUUAUGUAUCACUCAUGUUAGUUUGUUAAAAAAUGUGUUAGCAUUCGUAU
Zea mays is the source of this 1195-nucleotide messenger RNA. RefSeq lists its product as uncharacterized. The record is from RefSeq and is marked validated. Gene Ontology annotation, cellular component: nucleus. The transcript has 5 exons. Gene Ontology annotation, biological process: regulation of DNA-templated transcription. Bases 130 to 894 code for a protein of 254 amino acids. Gene Ontology annotation, molecular function: transcription cis-regulatory region binding; histone binding; transcription coregulator activity. NCBI's taxonomy places the organism in Eukaryota, Viridiplantae, Streptophyta, Magnoliopsida, Poales, Poaceae.